Colletotrichum gloeosporioides is the source of this 3297-nucleotide messenger RNA. RefSeq lists its product as uncharacterized. The record is from RefSeq and is a predicted model, not a curated record. The transcript has 4 exons. Lineage: Eukaryota; Fungi; Ascomycota; Sordariomycetes; Glomerellales; Glomerellaceae. Bases 1 to 3297 code for a protein of 1098 amino acids.
AUGGCAGAACUUCUGGGAACAGUCGUUGGGGUGGUGUCCUUGGGGCUUCAAGUCAGCGCAGGAAUCAGCACCUAUCUCGAUGGCGUCCAGUGCCGUAAGGAGGACAUUGGACAUACGACGAGACGUUGUAAAUCUAUGGACGCUUUGUUGCAGCAGAUCAAGUCACUUGAAGGUCAGCUUUCGGUAUCGACCGGCGCGAACACAAGUGCUAUGAGAGAGGCAAUGACGUCAGCGGAGAUGGAGCUCUCGAAUCUAGGCGACUUUACUACGAAAAUAUGCGCCGGCAACACUGCUCAUUCACCUGAUACGGCCAUUGAGAGAGUAAGAGAUCAGAAAAGUAAACUUCUAUAUCCGUUUCGAAAAGAUCAUUUGUAUCGCCUCAGCGCUCGGCUAGAUUCUGCAAACGCAGCCCUUCAGUCUGCCCUAGUGCAGGUUCAGUUGAAGCUUUCCGUAGAGCAUGGCCAAAAUUUACAAGGACUGAGGACGGGCCUCGAUUCACUAUCACAGGGCGUUUCUGAUAUGCAUUUAGACAUGCAGGCAUCUGUUCAGCAAAUACAAUCGAACGGAACGGCGUUGAAUUCAGCCCUGACAAACGUUGAGAAGAAUACUCAGGACAGCACCGCACUCCUAGAUGCUACUCGACAGGAGACGGUGCUGGUCAGGAAAGACCUGGACGAGGUGAAGAUAAUGUUGACGUCCCUGAUGUCCUCAUCUUCUGAUGGUAGAGCUGUCCUGCCGAGAUUGAUCUCAAAGCCGGCCGUUUUGAAGGAUAUUUGCAACCUUGCAGAAGACAGCGAAGAUGCUAAGUUUGGUCUUGCAGCACAUGAUCCUGAUCGUCCAGUAUCGAAACGUCGCUCCUUCCCUGGGUUUCAAUGUACCUGCAAACCACGUCAAGUGUCUCGACGUAUCAGAAAACAGAUCGGUGUGGCGUUUUGGGAGCGAGAAAGCCUGGCCGCCAACGUCCAUGCAUCAUCGUGCCCUUUGGCUAGGGUAUGCAGGAUAUCAAACGACAAGUGGUCCGUCGGCAUCUCGACUAGGGCAUUGAGAGGCGUCCUCUCUGCAGCUAUAACAUUCUCGAUGUCAGCUGCAUUCGGUGCAGGGGGCUUUGGCUUGUCGCCGUCUUUCACGUACUAUCCCAUCCGUAACAAAAGCCCAGCAUUAAAAGUUAUAUACCUUUUGCGGGAUGCUUUUAUGAUUGAGGGGUGGACGAACGAAGAUUGUAGCAGCCUAGUCGGACACGGCAUAGAGACUUUGCAGGCUAUAUUUACGGCGAGAACAUCGUCUCCCCUGGACAUAGACGAAAGUGGCAGGAGUCUUUUGGGAGCUAUGUCUUCUGUCGCAAGCGUUAAUCCUUGGGGAGGUUUCAGAAACAAAAUGUUCGCCUUUUUGGUCGAUUUGGGAGUUCCACGGGACCGACCGGAUGAGAGGGGAAUAUUUCCUUACAACUUUUACGUCAUACGCAUGGAAGCAUCCGCUCUCAUGAUGACCGUAGGAGCUCUCGAAGUUCUUUGGCCAGAUGAUGUUACUUCUCCCCCUACACCACGAGGCGAGAACGAGCCCCGAUUUGAAAGAUUUGUUGACGUGGAAAGAAUGAAACUCUUCAAGACGGUCGCCGCAGCAUCUUCAAAGAUGAAAACAGCAUAUGAAGGCCAUGUCAUGGGGGCUAUUGCCCAGCAAAGUAAAGAUAUGCUAAUCAAGGCAAUGGAAAAAGCCUCGUUUGUUCCGGAAUUAUCCGCCAAGGACCCCUUUGGCUGCAGCAUGCUGCAUUACUUGAUGGGAUGGCCUGAAGGCUUACAAACUAUGAUCGAACGAUACGGUUAUUCCACCUUAUUACAGCUGUCCCACCAAAGUCGAUUCAUAUUACUUGAAUGUGCUCUCAUCUGGAGUGGCGAAAUAUGUAUGGGCUAUGACUUGCGGAGCUGUCCGAAUGACUGUCCAUGUGCGCAAGCGGUAAAUCUACUCUUGGAGGCCCAACGGGAGUACCCAUUACAGCUCAAUCUUCAUGGGCACUGGCCAGACGCAAUGCUUCGCGCCUCAGUCAAAGCCAGAGAUCUGACUAUAUACGAGCUCAAAUCUCGCAGGCAGGGAUUGAAACAAUUAGCACUUCUUCAUUUGAACUCCCAACAAAUCGACCGAAUGGACCUAAGGAAGGACAGCGUUCUCGAUUGCUACACCAAAAAUGUACUGGAAACACUUGAAGACAUGGGCGUCGAUAUACCCCGCCGUUUUCGAACGGAGUUACACGUCGGGGACUGGCACCGACGAACCAUCCGCACGAGACUGGGACAGGACGUUAGCAGUAUGAUGAGCCACAAAGCUGCGUCUGUCUAUCACGUCUUAGGCUAUUCUCAGGCCUGUGGUGUUUCACUUUGGACCCAUGAAUUGGCAGACUCUUUCUACUCCAAAGGAUUUCACGAUGUUGACACCUUAGACAGCUCCGGAUUAAGUCCUUUGGCCGAAAAGUAUGACCAGCCAAACCUAGGAUAUGAUGGGUGGACCUGGGAAGCGUCCAUUGAGUCAUGGUUCACCCGACGUGGCGCGAAAUUUGGAAGGCAAAUACCUCCCUGCGUUACUGGGUAUACUGUGACCCAUCACGUGUUUGGGUUAGUUGGAUCUUGCGAAACAUUUGCAAAGGGCAAACGUCUAGUCCACAUGCUGCAUGGUCUUUUGAAAUUCAGCGGCACCUUUGAAUCGCAAAAGCAAGAUGCCUGCAAAUGCGCAUGCUCUAUCAACGGCUGCAGUCCUUGUAACCGUAUGUGGAAAAGAGCUUUGGAGAUUCGCAACUUUUGUGCCUACAGGAGGGGCACCGAACACGACCGAAAGCGCACGACGAACUUCAUCUACGAGCAGACUCAAUUGAUAGAGGAAGCUUUUAACAUCCCAAGGCAUAUAAAGUAUGCUUGGUUACGAGCAUGUACCUUCCAUAUGCUGCCGCUUCGGCAUACCUGUUGCAUCAACGGCUCGCAAAAGCAUGAUCACGAGGAAGUCUUUGAAAUCUGGCAAGAGGACGAGCUUGAGCUAAACCAUCUAGAGCUCCUCCUAUCCGAGUUUGAACGCAAGAUGGAGGAAUUGGACUGCUCUUUGUCGGAGUUCUAUCGAUUGUACUGGAACGAUAGAAUGCUUGAGGUGCUUCGCAAGAUGGAUGAACAGACCCUCACUUCUCAAGAGAUAGAAGCCGCACAACGUUUGGGCGUCAAUCUGGUCGCUCAAGAUGCAACGACGAAGAUAACGGUCACUGAAGACAGGUAUUGUCUUGGAUACUGGCUUCAACGGAUGGAUGAGGUGCUAGAAGGUUGA